This is a messenger RNA of Tribolium madens (black flour beetle), 2140 nucleotides long. RefSeq names its product transcription factor glial cells missing (gene gcm). The record is from RefSeq and is a predicted model, not a curated record. Lineage: Eukaryota; Metazoa; Arthropoda; Insecta; Coleoptera; Tenebrionidae. Gene Ontology annotation, molecular function: DNA-binding transcription activator activity, RNA polymerase II-specific; RNA polymerase II cis-regulatory region sequence-specific DNA binding. Bases 315 to 1973 code for a protein of 552 amino acids. Gene Ontology annotation, biological process: regulation of transcription by RNA polymerase II; gliogenesis. Gene Ontology annotation, cellular component: nucleus. The transcript is spliced from 5 exons.
AUAGUUAUUUACAUUCGUGUGCGGUAACUUACAUUUUACAGUGCGAAAUGAAUUUGAAGCACGACGCGCAGCGGAGUGCUUUAAUAAUUGAGCAMUGUAAAAUGGUUAACGCACAAGAUUUGUAUUAAGCUUUUUGGCCGACGUUUAAACAAAAAUCCAAAUUACAAAAUUCAGAAUUAAUACAAAUAAAUACGUUUGACAAUAAAUAUCACGGUGGCUAUGCACUCUAAUGUCAAACAAUUAAAAAAGACGCAAAAACGUCUCAGACACAAAGUUUUGUUAUCGUUGUCUUGUUGGUGAAUUUAUGCUUCAAAAUGUCGAGCGAUAAUAGCCCCAUGUGUACCCCACCAGAAAUCAGAAGUGCUGCAGAAAAUGUUACAACCGAGCUAUUGCCAGAAAAAUCGCGAGCAAGGCAUACCCCGUCGUCCCCUGGCAUGUCGUGCCGGGUCUACUCCUCGUCAUCCUCCGACUGGGACAUCAACGACAGUGCAAUCCCCCGCAUCAAUGAGUUUGACUCGUUCUCCGAAUGGGCCGAUGGCCACUGCCGGUUGGUGUACCGCGCCGACAACGAAGACGCCAAACGGCACUCCUCUGGGUGGGCCAUGAGGAACACCAACAACCACAACGUGCACAUCCUCAAGAAAAGCUGUCUAGGAGUCCUCGUCUGCUCGCUGCGCUGCACCCUCCCCAACGGCGAGCGGGUGCAUCUACGACCCGCCAUCUGCGACAAGGCCAGGAAGAAGCAACAAGGUAAGCCGUGUCCGAAUCGGCAGUGCACCGGGAGACUGGAGAUCCUACCCUGUCGAGGGCACUGCGGGUACCCAGUAACGCAUUUCUGGAGACACACCGACCAUGCGAUCUUUUUUCAAGCGAAGGGAGUGCAUGAUCAUCCCAGACCGGAAGCUAAAAGCACGUCUGAAGCGAGGAGGAGUCUGGGGAGCGGAAGAAGGGUCAGAGGAUUGGCGGUUUUAUUGGCGAAAGAGGCAGCGCUCGGUAAUAAGCUGAUGUCGCUGAGAGAACCGAAACGUCAGUGUCGUGAUCUGACCUCAACGCGUACUCUCAACCCUCCUCCACUGAUUGCGGACCAAGACAAAGGUUAUUGUUCUUGUCCGCCUUUUGAGUGUAUUUGUAAUUAUCAGCCGGUACUUCCCACCACUUUGCAACAAUACAACCCUCAUUCACCAACAUAUCAACAGCCGCAGAUUCUAGACUCGUACUGGACGCAGGAACCGGCACAAGCGCAAUCUUAUCCUGCUGAAGUCACUCUCAAUCAGCAGUACGAUUUUACAAACAUUYCUGCUGAUUUGUUCCAACCGGAAGAAAUCUUCCAGUUGGAUCAACCAAUCAAACCCGAUUUUGUGGCCAACUCUCAGAGUGACCUUAACAGGUCGCCUUCGACUCUUCUGGAUUUAGGAAGUGGUACCAUACAUCGAGAAUUUAAAUCUGAAGAGUACUGGAACCAAAAUAUCGGUACCAUGAUCAACGAUGACAGCAACAACAGUGGCAGCAGUCGAUUCAAUCUAAGUCAAUCCCCUGAUAACACUCUAAGUCUUAACAACAACCUAGUUCCUUCAUUAAACCAAAACAACUUCGUAGAAAGUGCAAAAAUAGACGAAUUAUCAUAUAGUGUACAAAAAACUACGAAUUACUACCAGCAAACGAUGCUCGACAGUGAAUACAAAACGCAAAAUUUCGAAAUCAUCACCGAUAAUAAAGUCUACUUUGACGAAAGUAUGCAACAUUUUGAAACAUUUCCAAAUUCGAAAACGUACAAGUCGAAUUACCAGGAGAAAUACAUCGAUUUGGGUCAAUACGCGGACUAUAAUAAUUUUUUGUCAGCUUAUGAUAAUAGUAAAAUCAAUGACAGUGCCAUGUUUGGUGACCUCGAUUUCCGAAUUAAUAACUGUGUACCAGGUGCGAGUAAUUCACAUUACAGUCACGAAAAUUUCGAUCUAAUUACACAUCAUCAAUAACUAGUUAGGCAGUCUUUUCACGUUUUUGAGUGCCUUGUACACUUAUGCUUUCAAUGAUCUUCAUUAUGUUUGAGUAUUAUUGUUGUACACAUUGUAUAUACUAUGUAUAAAUAAACAAAUAGAUUUGUGAUACAAUUUUCGAAAUAAWUUCACACCCGUUCUUUCCU